CCGCGGCACGGAAAAUGUUCGCGGAAAGCGCACCGUAAUCGUUCGUAAUCGCGACGCACAUCCAAAUCGCUGUCUGUACGUUGCACUUGGUUUUCAGCCCGAUAACAGUAUUUACGAGCAACACGCAUCGCACCCCUGCGGUGCGACGACCGAAGACGACGGUAUGACCCGCAGAGGAUCGUUCGCUGUGCUAGCGGUCGGACAUUACGACGACACGACGAAGACGACAACAACGACGGUGACGACGACGACGACGACGACGACGACGACGAAGACGGAGACGACCUCGGACCGACGGUAAAAUAAAUAUCCCGAAGGACGACGAAAAAUCCGAACCGAGCUACCGACUAGCGCGGGAGUCGUCGGAGCGAUCGGUAUCCCGACGCCGCCAUGUUCAACCCACCCAAACUCCACAAGCACGACUGGUUCAUGACCAUGGUAACCACGCUGAUCGAGACGUCCGUGAAAGGCAGCGACGGCGGCGGCAGCUGGUCGAGCACGCACGGCCCCAACGGCACGUUCGACGGCGGCGGCGGCGGCGGCGGUUUCGACGAUUUCGACGGUGACGGUUUCGGCGGCGGCGGGCCGUUCAACUUCACCGUCAAGCGGGCGCUGGACGUGAUAUUCGACAACCAGCUGAACGUGGACAAGGUGCUGGUGCUGUACCUGGAGGUGGCCAUCGUGGUCGUGUACGGCGUGCUGUUCGUCAUCGGGCUGGUGUCCAACGGUCUGGUGUGCUUCGUGGUGUUCCGGCAGUGCGGCAAGAAGAACGUGCCCAGCCAGGGACCGUCGCCGCGCAACCUGUACAUCGUCAACCUGGCGUUCGCCGACAUCAUCAUGUGCGUGGUGUGCAUACCGUUCACGGUGUGGGCGCUCAUGUCCCGCCGGUGGACCUGGGGCGUGAUCAUGUGCAAGACGGUGCCGGCCGCCCAGGGCGCCAACAUAACCGUGUCCGCGUGCACCAUAACCGCCAUCGCUCUGGACAGGUACUUCACGAUCGUCCGGAAUCCCAGGGGCUCGGUGUUCCGGUGUAGCGUGGCCAAGACGUUGGUACUCAUCUGGCUAGUGUCAUUCGCAGCCAUGGUGCCUCUGCUAUUGUACCAGAACGUCGAGGAGGUGCACGUCGGACCCAUCCGGCUGUACGAAGCGUGCGUCGAGAAAUGGCCGUCCCGUGUAGCCCAACAGGCGUUCACCGUCGGCCUGGCGGUCGCCCAGUUCGUAUUACCGUUCACCACCAUAUCGCUGAUCCAUCUGAAGAUAUCUUCCUAUCUCACUGUGCAUCUCAAACACCCGGCUGUCCCGUCCAAAGAGAUCAACUGCAGACGAGUGCGUAGGGAGCUGAGCCGGAACAAGCGGACCAUGUGGAUACUGUCGUCGAUUGCUGUGGUGUUCGCGCUCAGCUGGCUGCCCCUGACAGUUUUCACGUUACUUGUCGAGUUCAAGCCGCACCUAAUCGACUCAUCAGAUUCCCUGUACAAGACUUUCGCGAUCGUCCACAUGAUGGCCAUGUCGACCACGUGCACCAACCCGCUGCUGUACGGCUGGCUCAACACUAACUUCCGGCGGGACAUAUCCGGCAUAUGCCGACAGAUGUGGUACUGUUGCGGCGACCAGAAACCGCCGCCCAGACGGAGACGGUACCCGUCCGUAGCCACCGAUUACCGCGGCCCGAAUGAUCGGCGGUUGGGCCUAGGGUCCGAGGCGGCCGGCGGAUGUGGCGGUGGAGGUGGCGGUGGAGGCGGUGGUGGCGGUGGUCGACGGCACCAUAUGCACCACGACCCCGAGACCACCGGCAUGUCGAUGGUGGUCAAGAGCGAUCGACGAUUCAGCACCAGCUACCUGACCACGCUGACCACGGUCACGUCCCGGUCACAACCGGGUUCCAGCAUGGGCCGUGUGGAGAACGUCUAGAGACAGUAUGAUUAUAUUAUACAAUCGUCGACGAUCUACUAAUACACAUUAAAAUAAUAACAAUAAUAUUAUGUUACCUUGCGGCUAGUCCCUCGUUUCGGCGAGGCGUAUAAGUUACGAGUUCGUAUGUUGUUGUUAUUAUUUAGGGGGAAAAAAAUAUUACGAUGACAUUAUUUUUUAAGUAACAACGAUAUCAUAUAUUGGACUAACCGCAGAUACUAUGCCGGGUUCGCGGCUAUGACGUCAACGCGUUAUAUUCCUUAUGUGUCGUAUUCCGAUUGGCCGUUGUAAUCAUGGUAUAUCGUUCAUCGAUCAUGAUUUACCGCGAUUUGGACCGAGCUCAAUUUUAAGACACGACACGACAGACGACGUAGCUGUUAACCCCUCUUUACGCGUCGAGAGCCCUAAUCGAGGUAUUAUGCUGUAAGACAGGUCACUGGAUAUCUGCCGGUAACUCGGGCGCAAAUUUGCGUAAGUGCAAACGAAAUGGUGCUAACGGGUGUAUUAUUUUUCUACGAUAAUAAUAACAUUUAAUUAUUAAUCUUAAAAUUUAUCAAGAAACAAAACAAUUGUGUAUAGUUCAGGGCCCAAGAUAUAUUUUGUACAUACAUUGUAUAAUAUGCAGUUAUAACGGUGUUUAGGAUCGACACAAAUACGUUGUAUAAUAUAUACAGGACGAUUCACCAAGCAUGCUCCACCACUUUUUUUUUACUUUAAUCAUGCAUU
Molecule: messenger RNA, 2637 nt
Organism: Melanaphis sacchari
Lineage: Eukaryota; Metazoa; Arthropoda; Insecta; Hemiptera; Aphididae
Product: neuropeptide Y receptor type 6-like
Exons: 4
Coding region: 391-1911 (506 amino acids)
Biological process (GO): G protein-coupled receptor signaling pathway
Cellular component (GO): membrane
Molecular function (GO): neuropeptide Y receptor activity
Source: RefSeq, a predicted model, not a curated record